Messenger RNA from Toxotes jaculatrix (banded archerfish), 4501 nucleotides. RefSeq names its product small membrane A-kinase anchor protein-like. Bases 720 to 998 code for a protein of 92 amino acids. The record is from RefSeq and is a predicted model, not a curated record. Gene Ontology annotation, molecular function: protein kinase A regulatory subunit binding. NCBI's taxonomy places the organism in Eukaryota, Metazoa, Chordata, Actinopteri, Toxotidae. The transcript has 2 exons.
ACUCUGUGAUUCCUCCUCUGCUCCGGAGCUGCACUCAGCGUUGACCGACGUGGAGGAAACAGAGGGACAGUGUUCCGCCUGGUCCACCAGCCUGGGAGUGUGUGUGUUUUCCUUUUUCUCCCCCCCUCAAGAGAUUAUUUGGAAAUCAGGUGCGGAGCGCUUCAUCCCGCUGCAACCAAAGAACCAACGAACAGCAGCAGCAGCAGCAACUUGGGAGAUAAUUUUGUUAAUUUUGUUUACACGUUGCACACAAUCGAUAACGUUCAAGUUUGAAGUUCAGAUGCUGUCUGAAGAGCUGAGGAGAGGACAGACGAACCGGCGCGACAGCAGUUGAGGAAAGGAUGAGCUGCAGUCAGCAGGGGAUCAGGACUGACUGUUUCAGCGCUGCCAGAACCACAGAGGGAUGGGCCUCUUAGCUGGUCGCCCUCCAGCGCCUUCCAGAUCACCUCCCUCUGCUCUCUAACACCCCCCCCCCCCCGAUCGUCACGCAUGUUGGCACUCAGACAUGGGUGAGAGUGGGAGUGGAUGACAGGAGCACAAAGGUGACUGCAGCAGAGAGAACUCGAGGGGAAGCACGGUGCUGCUUCUGGGACGUACUGACCGCUCACUAAGAUGAAAACGUUGAUGUAUGAGUCACAAAUCUAACCAAAGACUGACGCACUUUACUGUCAGCACACAUCUCCCACCCUACAGUUAAUCAAUGCUACAUCAUCCAGAGUAUGGGGUGUGUCAAAUCCAAGAGGAGCGACUCUGGAGCCCAAAAUGCAAACUCCACAGAGAAGGUGGAAGGCAAAUCCAGGGGGACGAGGGGCGAGAAAGCCUACUUGGUUCAGUCGGAGAUGGGUUCGGCGGCGGAGAACUCCCCUCAGGUCAAUCCAGUGCUGCUGGAGUACGCCCAGAGGCUCUCCGAGGAGAUUGUGGCCCGGGCCGUGCAGCAGUGGGUGGAGGUAGACCGCCGCUACAGCGACAUCCCCUACAUCGAAUGUGAUGUGCCAUGACACGGGAAGGUGUGUGACGGGCGAAGAGGCCGGGCCGAGCCGAGACUGCUUUGACACCGAUACUGGAGGUUUUUACGUGUGAAAGAAGGUCAGUCGUCUCAAACACUUUGGUUCAGAAUGAAUCAUUCAAGCGUCUACCUGCUGUGAGCGGGAAAAUGAAUGAGCUGUCAGUGAUUCACUUUGACCUCUUUUUAGAUUGGAUUAUACUUGGAUUGAGCCUAAAAACCCUCCUCCAAAGCGACCAAAGCACUCUGAUCCCGUCCACGUUUCUGUGAUUAUCUGUUUUAAAGCUGGAGCCUUACUGAAAGCAGAGCGUCUUCAGUUGGAUAUCAUCUUUCUCAGACCUUAUUUGUCCCCUCUCUCCCAGUAGGUGUUGGCUCUCCCUGGCUGGACUCAUAAUGCAAAGCAAGAAAUCCUGUCAGAUAUUGCUUGGAAUCAUAAUGUCCCUCUUUGCCAGUGAAAGUCUAUCCCGUCCAUUGAUGCUGUCCUGGGGCCAAGGCUCUCUCCUCUUAUGGAGGAAGUUCUAUUAAUAGAUCCCUUCAUUUGGUGGAAGGCUUUCAUUUGAAAACCUCCUCUGGUCCCAUCAGAUCAGAAACACACCCAACUGUCCGGCUCCCCCCACAGGCUGAAGUACUCCCGUGAUGGCCCACCUGGAGAUCCAGGGGCAGAGCCACAACGAGGAGCAUCAUCCUCAGCCCUGUUUACCGCAUUGCCAUUAGGCAGCCUCGACCACAGCCAUCCAUUCACCCGGCCGUGUCCUGAAAAUGGGUCCGGGAAAUUAUGUGUACAAAUGCUGUGUUUCCUGCACUUCAAGAUAUUCUGUACACAGAAGAUGCAGGACAAGAACUGUGACAUUAGGGCUCAGAUCACAUGGGACCUGCUGGUCUCUAAGCCACGAGGAAACCAAGGCACCAAGAUCGACACACUUUUUGAAAAAGAGUGUGGUUUCUCAACAGAAGGGAAGUUUAAAAAAAAAAAAAAAGAAAAACUCUAGAGUUUUGGCUAAAAUGUUAAAGGCCUAGUUUUUUGUCAACAUUGUCAUUGUACAAAUACUAACUGAGAAAUACUGCCAUCUGCCCUACAGAGGACAACAGCACAGAUAUGCAAACCUCGAUACCCAUGACAUUUACAUCCAGUACAUAUAUAUAAAUGGCUUCUUAAAAUAGUGUUGUGCUGCUCUAUAACAGAGGACAAUAAUACAUAACAGGGGACAGAGUAGAUAUAUUUGGAAUAGAGGUUCACAACCGCCAAAGUCCUUAAUGAAUGUUACUGUUGGCCCAGCACAGUUCAGGAGGCUUCUGUGAAUUGUUUUAUACCGUUUGUUUUGUAUCAGAGGGGACAUCAGAAAGGUCAGGUCUUUUGCUCAUUGGACAGAGGGACAGUGUAGCUACAGGCCGAGGACUUGGAAGUCAAAUCGAGGAGAUUCGCACACAGGUACUCUUUCACUGAUGUCACUGGGAUUUACCCAAAAUUCAAGUUGCAUAGCUACGAAACUGCUAAGAGCAAUGAGGACUUCACUUAAACUGCCACUCAACGAUCUGCAGCGAUAACAGCUUUGAAUAGAGUCGUAGUCAGGCAGAAUACUCCAACACAAGAUCAUAAGCCAUAAAAACGGUGGCAGGUAAUUGUCACCACUUGCCUUCUGCCAAGGUCUUCUCUAAUAACAGUGACAGUGAUUCCAUAUUGACGUAAAACUGGUCAGUACCAAGAAAUAACAGUAGAACACGUGUGUAAGUCACACUGUAUUGGUAAGUUUAACCAACACAGAUGCUGUGUGAGUGCUGUCUCAAACUCUGCUUCACUUUACUGAAGAGCAGCAUCAUUCAGAAAGUUGAUGAAAGGCUGUAUAGUUCAGGGGAGCAGGGUGAUGACUGAGUGCUGUGAAAACACCUCCCCAAACCUGGCCCUCAAAAAGUGGACCCAAACACAAAAAAAAAAAAAAAAAAAAAAAAAAUCUAACUUGCACUAAUCUGUUCAGACAGAUUAACUCUUGGGCUCUUCCCAAACAUGUUGUGAAAACAGUAAAAGAUUAGAGGUGACACUGUUCUCCACAUGUCAUACUCCUGAUUCUUAAUCGGAUGCCAUUUGUUUUGCUUCAGAUAAAGUGAUGAAGGCUAAUCUCUCUGCUGCGCUGACAACUGUUUUCUGUGAAUGUCGGGAUCUAAACCAAAAGGCUGGUUUCAAUAGCACAAGAAACAGCUGAUGGCAGUGUGAGAAGAAUGUGUUUGUCUCCGUUUGGUCACUUUAUUUUACAUGGUGAUUUGAUUUUUUUUUUUUUAAUGAAUUAAUGACAUUGAGAGUACUGACUCCAAACCAGGUGAUGGCAAUCUAUUUCUUAGGCUAUACAGUACAUCAACGAUGUUGCCAUAACACUGAUGUCAGGCUUUACAGGUCAAAGUAUUGCAUUUCCAGGGUGAAGUCACCGCUGAGAUGUUUCAUUUUUACUAAUUGUGGUAUCAUCUGUGUUUACAAAUUCACAAAAGGUCCGUUUUUUAACUCUGGGACUGAUCAGGUCAGGUGGUUGUCUGAAACUGUAGGGACUAGAUCGGCACUACGAAGAGUUUAAAACCAGAUCCAAUGUGAACGCCUGUCUUCAUUCCAACAUCUGUGUCUUCCAGCUGACGCUAUUAAAACUGACCGAAAGGCUGCCAAUGCUUCCUUUGGAAAACUGUGAUUUGUAGUUUCAAAGGUCACUCAUUUAAAAAUAUUUUAUAUGAGCAGGUGUUUGGACAGAGAAGGGAGAUAAUACUGCUGCUGCUGCACUGGCCAGACUCACCUCACACACCUUUUCCCUGAGCUGCAGGGCUGUGGGGUGGUUUAAAUUAGGAAUGCAACUAACAGUCAUUUUUAUUAUCAGCUAAUCUGUCGAUUAUUUCCUUGAUUCAUCGUUUUGACUGUCAAAUAUUAGAAAUUGGUGGGGGAAAAAAGCAGACCCUCAGAUCCUGACCAAGCUGGAAUCCAGCAAAUGUUAAAACAAUUAUUCAUCAAAAUAGCUGCCAGUGAAUUUUCUGGUCUGCAGCUUUAAACACGUUACUUAAGUUCUUGAUAGUUGAACCCGUUUGUUUAAUUCCCUGCACUACUCAUUCUGCCAUUGCCUGUGGUACAGGUGGUGAUAAGGGUCUGACUCCUGUACCCACGAUGCCUCUGCUGUAUCUGUUUUACAACGGUCGAAGCAGCUGUCAGUGAGUGAGUGACAGAAGUUAAGCAUAGAAGAGAUGAGCUGAUUUGACUAUAAAUACUAUGAGCAGUCUAUAAGAAGCCUGAUGAAUGGUGACAGAACCACAUGCACUGUCUCCACAAUGUGUCUGCUGCCAAAUAAGUUUAAAAUAACCUCCACGGAUCAGCUCUGUUACACGAUACACGUCUGCCUGCGGAUCAUUCAUCAUAAAAUAACUUAAAAUGAGUGACUUUGUGCAUAUUCCUAAAGGACAAUAUUCAUUUAACUUGCAAACCAUACCGAAGUGUAAAAACUGAUGAUGCCAAUAAAUCAGAUUUAUGCCUUC